CGAAAGGAACAGCGUAUCCAACAACUUUUAGGGAUUCUUCAGGUUGCUGACUAUACAAUGGGCAAUGGACAGGAAAAUAUUGCGCUGCUUCUCGAAUCCACUUUAUCAGUUCCACAACCAUUGAAAAUCCGUAAAAGAUAUACGGAAUAUGCGCUACAAAAAAGCAUAAAUGCCGUAAAAACAAAGGCUAUGUCUCUUGGACAGGCAUCCCAGUGCUUUGGAGUCCCAAAAUCAACCAUCAAAUUCCGCCUUGGUACGAAAUGGACAAAAAAACUUCGCAGAGGCCCACAAACUGUUCUUUCACUACAGGAGGAAACGAAAAUAGUUCAGCUGGUGCAGGAAAUGGAACGCCGUGGUUUUCCUUGUACAAAACAUGCCCUUAUAUCCAGAGUGAAAGCUUUUCUCGACAAGAAUCCUCGCCAAACACCAUUUAAGGACAAUAGGCCAGGAAACAAAUGGCUGAAACUGUUGCUUGGCCGACACAAGCAACUUUCGAUUCGAAAACCUGAAAAUGUCACCAUGGCCGGUGCCACGGUAGCAGAGGCUGACAUACGUGGUUGGUUUGAGAAGAUUAAAAAGUACUUGGGAGACAACAACUUAAACGAUGUUUUUCUGGACCCCCGGCGUAUAUUGAACGGUGACGAAACAAUGUUUCUUCUGGAUCCGGUCACAAAAUCUGUUGUUGCUUCCAAAGGAAAUUGCAAUGUAUAUUUAGUUCAGCAGGCGGACUCUAAGAAAAAUGUUACUGUGCUAUUCACAUUUGAUGCAGAUGGAUACAUGUUUCCUCCGGAUGCUAUCCUGCCCUAUAAGCGAUUGUCCAAACAACUUCUGGUGAGCUUUGAUCCAGAGUGGGGUAUCGGGAAAUCAGAUAGAGGAUGGAUGGAUAGUGAAAAUUUUGUUGCAUACAUACAAAACAUAUUGCACCCAUCUCUAGUUCGUCGUAAUGUUACAUUCCCAGUAAUUUACUUUGUCGAUGGACAUUCUUCGCAUACCGGAUACGACGCAGCGGAAAUUUGUGCCGACCUUGGUAUUAUUCUUAUUGCUCUGUACCCUAAUGCCACACAUAUAAUGCAACCAGCGGACGUAGCAAUUUUCAAACCAUUGAAAAAUAGUUGGAGCAAAUGUGUUGACGAAUGGAAAAUGCGUAAUGAUGGUAGAAUGUUUACAAUCGAAGAUUUUGGUGGUGUGCUAAAAGAAGCGAUUAGUCGUGGUGUCUCACAAUCCACCGUGCGCGCCGGAUUUCGCAAAUGUGGAUUGUUUCCCUACGAUGCUAAUGCUGUUGACUAUUCACGAUGUCUUGCUACAAGUAACUAUUCACCACACGUUCCCAUUACAAGACCUCCAACGGAAAAUGAGACGGUGCCCGUUGAGUUGAGCAAAAUUAAACAAGCCUUGAGGAUGGUCAGUACUACUAAGAUAAAAUCAAUGGUAGAUAUGCCUGAAGCGGAAAUUUCAAACAAUUCCGAGAAAGCGCUUCUUUACAUCUACAAAUCAAUUCUCUUGGACUAUGCCGUGGAUGACGAUACAAUGGGUAAUGAUCAUGAAAAUUUGAGUUCGAUCGAUGUAACAAAUUCAACAUUUGGAAAUGAUGAGACAUCAAAUUGCACUGCUAGUUGCGCCCCUCAAACUUCUACAGAUUAUGUUGGCGAACAAGUUGAAAAUCUGCCAGUUAACCAAAUGUACGAAAUUUUGGAAUACUCACCUACCACUGACGAUCUUUCUGUGGAAAUUAUAGAUAAUGAGAGUACAUAUGAAGUUUCUGGGAUCACUUACGAUGUUGAGCCAAUCCAUCUAAAUGCAUUUACGUCGGAACAAGAUAAUCAUUUGAAUGAUAUGGUUGUGAUUUCUGCAGCUUCGUCCAACUCUAGUGAGCCGGAAACGAAUGAACGUGUUGUCCUCGAAGAAAUUGUAAACAAUGAGAAAGAUGAACGCAGAAACAGCAUUUCAUCAUUUUUCAAAAUACCUGCGACGCCAAAACGUAAAAAUGUCAAACGAAACUACACAAGUAAGCGUCAUUUUGUUCUUACUUCGCGGGAACGUUUAAAGGAGUUGGAAGAUAAAGACAACGAAAAGCAACGUCUAGCUCUUCAAAAAGAGCUCAAAAAGAAAGAUCGUGCAACAAAAAAGGAAAUAAAAGAAAAAGAGAAACAGGAGCGUAUGAAAAUGAGGGAACAAAAAAAGAUGGAACAGGAAUUGAAUCUUCGACUAAAACAGGAAGCCGGGAAACCGUCUCGGAAACUUCCAAGGACAUUGAAGGCUGUGCCACCAAAAAAAGUUCGCAAUCGCUCCAAGUUUGCCGAUGAGAAUGAAAAUAGGAGAUAA
Molecule: messenger RNA, 2322 nt
Organism: Topomyia yanbarensis
Lineage: Eukaryota; Metazoa; Arthropoda; Insecta; Diptera; Culicidae
Exons: 3
Coding region: 58-2322 (754 amino acids)
Cellular component (GO): nucleus
Molecular function (GO): DNA binding
Source: RefSeq, a predicted model, not a curated record